CGUCAUCUUCAAUUAAAAAGAAAGUUCCAGUGUCGAAAUCGAAAUCGAAAUCAGGGGAAGAGAAAAAGAAAAAAGCAGAGUUGGAACAGUGCCGUAUGAACGUUAAGACUUUGAAGGAUCAGCUAUCUGGAGCGUAUAAAGAAAGAAAGGAGUUUUUAUUGAGAUAUAGCAGACAAAAUUUGAAGAAAGGAUGGCAUCGAGGGAUGAGAGAAGACCUGGGUGAUGCACAGAGGAGGGAAAACGAAGCCAUAUACCACAACAUCCAAGUCUUCAAAGAGAAGAGAUGCAGGUUUUCCGCUCAAAUGAAUGAUUUCAAGAAGUGGCUUUCCGUAGAGAAACUCAAGCUAUACAGCAUUACCAGAAAGAGUUCAGAGGCUCAAGAAGGUGGCAGUGCGGAAAACAAGACAACCAUUAAGGCAGAUACAAUCCCAUGUAUUGUAAACGCGAAUGAGACUCUUUUGGACGAUGGUGUUUUUAAAGACGAAAAAGUGGUUUAUACUGGAACUGAUAAUGGUAUCGUGUACAUGACGGAAACAGUCGCAUUCAAAGCUAGUCGCUUCAAAUUUCACAUUGACUUGUACAACAGGUAUUCUAUUCUUGAUAAUCCGCUUGAGGAAGACUCCUUCGAAGUAGUAUGUCCAUCAGACAACCUAAAACUACCCAACUCACUUAAAAUAAAGUCUGCACAACUUGAUCACGGCACUGGUGCCAAGAAAUGUAGGAGAUAAUUGGAACGAGCCAAGAAACUAGCUAGUAAUGUUAGUGUAGUUGAGGGAGAAAAGGAUCAGUCUACCGCAGGAUACUACAGUGCUACAAGUGUGGGGGAGCUGGAGCUGGCAUUUGCUCAACAUGUUCGUACAAGAGAGCAAAGCAGGAACCUCUACUAUUCUCAUACUAGCAUGAAGCAACAGAGGAGCUACGAGUUUCAAAAGCAGAAGUACACUGAUCAGAUAUGUUCUGAUGAACGAUCAGCUUUUAAGAGAACUAAAAAGAGCUUGCAGGGCAAGAGAUAA
Backusella circina FSU 941 is the source of this 1013-nucleotide messenger RNA. The record is from the annotation of a GenBank genome assembly. NCBI's taxonomy places the organism in Eukaryota, Fungi, Mucoromycota, Mucoromycetes, Mucorales, Backusellaceae.